Messenger RNA from Strongylocentrotus purpuratus (purple sea urchin), 1093 nucleotides. RefSeq lists its product as uncharacterized. Lineage: Eukaryota; Metazoa; Echinodermata; Echinoidea; Camarodonta; Strongylocentrotidae. The coding region runs from base 5 to 736 and encodes 243 amino acids. The transcript is spliced from 2 exons. The record is from RefSeq and is a predicted model, not a curated record.
AAAGAUGCAACUUUACCGAGGUAUAUACACCGGUCUGGAUGUUCCUACGGAUAACAUUGAUGCAUGUAUAAAUGAGACUCUAGAGACUGUCCAGACGUUUGAAGAGUGCUUCCAUGCGUUCAAGAUGGGAAAGGUGUUCCAAGGUCUACAACUCCUCGGCAUAGCCCUUGAAGAUGUUGCCAAGACUCUGACAAAAUGUCAUCUAUUUUCGAUCACUCAGAAACUCCUGGGCUAUAUCACUGAUCUCCUUAAGUGCAUUCGGGGUAAUUGUCUUAGUUUUGUCUUCGACUUUAUUAAGGAGCUCCGGAUUCUGUUUUUGAAUAGGUAUGAGAUCUACGGGGAUAUCAGGGGUGCCGAGAAUAGCUUUCAGCAAAAAGCUUAUCAGCAAGGAGGGCUUUGUAUCGGUAGAUUUGUCAAGGCUUGUCUUCUGGUACAGGACUCCAUGAUGGUUAAUGGUAGCUGGGACUCCAUGAAGGAUGUUAAACUGAAUGGCACCAUUAGUGGAGAAGGGGUGAAGGUGAUUGGAACCGGUAGAAUGAAUUGGGUGACUGGCACUCAGGCUGGCAGCAACGAGGUUGUGAAGAUGAUUGGGAACAACAGUAGGGAUGCCAUCGUUAGUAGUGAGAAUAUGAAGCCGAUCGGAUCUGGUAGUAAGAUGGGGGUGAAGCUGAUUGAAAGUGGUAGAAAGGCAGGGGCGAAUGUGAUUGAAACUGGUAGAAAAGAGGGGGUAAAUUAAUUUAAAACUGGCGGAAAGGAGGAGUGGAACCUGAUCCGUAGUAUCCGUAAUGUUGUGUUUUAUGGAAAUAUUCAUAGAAAUAAAUUUUUUGUCAUUAGUCUUGCCAAUUUAGCUGAAAUAAUAGUAUCAUAGAAGAGAAGACACAUGGGGCAAUAUCUCUGUAUAGGCAUUUUCUUGUAUGUACAUUUAGAUGGACAUGAUUAUCAUGAAUGUAGAUGUAUUAAUGCUGGUUCAGAUUUGACGUUGCAAAACCACAGUAGGUUUUUUUUUUUAUGAUGACGUAAAGUGCAACACACUUUACGUUACUCUAUCUUAUGACAUUAAAAAAUCCUCUGUGUGCUCAUGCCAUUAUAAUGC